AUGAGUCUCAGCCCGUUGAUAUUUCUCUGUCUCGGUCUUUACCUCCCAGUGUGGAAUGCGCUGAAGGUCACCCAGCCGUACCGUGUGGUCGGUUUUCGUGGUGAGGUAGAGCUGUUCUGCUCCUACCACCACACAGGGAGACAUGAACCGGAGGAGCUAAGGGUCACUCUGUACCAGGGGAUGUACAGGGAGGAGAAGCAGGAGGUGUGCACCUCCUUCUUCACCCACAACCAGACAUCCUUCCAGGUGGAGGGAGGGAGGGAGGUGCGUUGUCGGGGCCAGUUAGGGCCAGGCAGGGUGAACCUGACUAUUUCUGGUCUCCGCGGUAACGACACUGACCUGUACUACUGUGGCAUAGAGGUCAUGUACCCUCCGCCGUACCUCAGGACGUUUGGAAAUGGUACUCUCCUCUACAUACCAGAGGAACCAGGCUGCUCCUUGCCAGAGGCCCAGAGAAGAAGUGACAUGGGAGAAACAUCAGUCAGACUAGCUCUAGCAGGACUGGUCGCAGCCAGCAUACUAAUGGUCAUCUCUGUUAUCGCCUUUCUCCUUUACCAGGUUCUACAGAGGAAAAGAAGGUUUGGAGGAAUAACACCAAUGAUUUCACAGAAUGACGGAAGAUUUGGUUAUGGAAACUUCCAAUGAAGAAUGUUCAUCAAUUGUCUGCAUCACCUCCAAUUCCCCAUAUAUUAUUUUGCAAAUAUAUAUACAUACAUACACAUAUACAUACAUACAACAUGAUCAUUACACAGGUGCACCUUGUGCGGGGGACAAUAA
Messenger RNA from Salvelinus namaycush (lake trout), 777 nucleotides. Its product is annotated as cytotoxic T-lymphocyte protein 4-like. The transcript is spliced from 4 exons. The record is from RefSeq and is a predicted model, not a curated record. Lineage: Eukaryota; Metazoa; Chordata; Actinopteri; Salmoniformes; Salmonidae. Gene Ontology annotation, biological process: T cell receptor signaling pathway; regulation of T cell proliferation. Bases 1 to 645 code for a protein of 214 amino acids. Gene Ontology annotation, cellular component: external side of plasma membrane.